Homalodisca vitripennis (glassy-winged sharpshooter) is the source of this 1283-nucleotide messenger RNA. It is a transcript of the gene wuho, whose product is annotated as tRNA (guanine-N(7)-)-methyltransferase non-catalytic subunit WDR4. Gene Ontology annotation, biological process: RNA (guanine-N7)-methylation. Lineage: Eukaryota; Metazoa; Arthropoda; Insecta; Hemiptera; Cicadellidae. Gene Ontology annotation, cellular component: nucleus; tRNA methyltransferase complex; cytosol. The transcript has a single exon. Gene Ontology annotation, molecular function: protein binding; tRNA (guanine(46)-N7)-methyltransferase activity. Bases 58 to 1281 code for a protein of 407 amino acids. The record is from RefSeq and is a predicted model, not a curated record.
CUAACAGCUCACUCUCAGCUUCCUAAACUAUCAACACUAGGACGUCAUCAUUACAGUAUGGCGUGUUUGUCAAGUAAUUCAGAGUUUGUCUCUCUUACAUGUGGUGUUAAAACAUAUCUCGUGCGGUUAAGUGAUAGUGAUUUGUUUAGCAUAAAUCAUUCAGACAUUCAAGGAAAGGAUACAUCUAAAGGCAAAGCUACUCAAAGCAAUUGUGACAAGAAGCAUGGCAUAUGUGGAGACAUUGACGAUAUAGGGUUAUGUUUAUUAUGUUCAGAUAUAUCUCCUUGUGGCAACUUUCUAGCAUUCUCUACCUAUGCAAAACAUCUUUGUGUUAUGAACAUUACAAAUUCAAAAUUUAUUGUUACUAAUGUAUACAAUCUUGCCAGAGGUGCAAGUAAAAUAAAAUUUACACCAACAAGCAAGAAGAUUGUGGUAGCAGAUAAGUCAGGUGAUGUAUAUUUGUUUGAUCCUAAUGAGGAAAAUAAUGAGGGUCAGCUUAUUUUAGGACAUCUUUCAUUGCUUCUGGAUGUCUUGGUCUCACCAAACGAACAACUUAUCAUAACUUGUGAUCGAGACGAGAAAAUAAGAGUGUCUAGUUUUCCGAAUGGAUAUAACAUAGUAGCAUACUGUUUGGGUCAUACAGAAUUCGUAAGUUCUGUUCUUUUUCUUCCACACAAUAUGAACUAUUUAGUUUCAACAUCUGGUGAUGGCACUGUGCGUUUUUGGGAUUAUAAGUGUGGCAAGGAAUUGAUGGUUUGUAAUACCUUUGUGGACAUACAAAGUUUGGAAAAAGCUGAUUCUGAUGAUCAGUUAGUUGAGGAUCUAUCUGUAAUAACUGAUGCAGCAGCAGUCUUUUUAGAUAGUACAACAUCUAUAGUAUGUGUAUGCCUUGAAAAUUUUAAAAUUUGUUUAGUUUUAAAGUGUACAAGUGAAAGUGAGAGUCUACACUACACCAUCAGUCAGAAAAUAUGUGUAGAAGAUAUUAAUCCUUGGAAGAUCACUAUAAAUUCAGAUAUAAUGUGGAUGGUUAACUGUAGUGACAUUGUAAAAGUGAAAGCUCUAACUUAUAAUCCAAAGUCUGGUUGUUUUGAGAAUACUGUGUUGGAGCACAUUAGCAAGACUGUAGAUCUACUAAACAGUAAAAAACUCAUAAUUGAUUCCAAGAGGAAUAUUGUGAAUCUUCUGUUUAAGAAAACGUUUGAAAAUGUCCAAGAAUACUUGAAAAGAAAAGAACUCAGAUCUGCACUACAUGAAUCCUCUAAUAAAAAAAUCAGGAAGUAAAA